Messenger RNA from Populus trichocarpa (black cottonwood), 1851 nucleotides. RefSeq names its product ACT domain-containing protein ACR6. Lineage: Eukaryota; Viridiplantae; Streptophyta; Magnoliopsida; Malpighiales; Salicaceae. The coding region runs from base 207 to 1526 and encodes 439 amino acids. The record is from RefSeq and is a predicted model, not a curated record. The transcript has 7 exons.
CCCUGAUGGCUAGAAUUCUCUCUCUCUCUAUCUAUUUCCAGCUCAGGUCUGGUUUUUUUUUUCCUUGGAUAUUGGAGGAACAUAUUUCUGUAGUUUUUUCUUAAAGGUUUUCUUGUUGGGUUAAGCUUGAAAUUGUUUUUCUUAUAGAUUGAGGGUUGUGUAUUUUUUUUUAUUUAAUUUUUUUUGGGGGGGAUUUUGAAAGCAAAAUGGAUGAAGAGUAUGCUAAGCUAAUCAGGAGAUUGAACCCACCAAGAGUUGUGAUUGACAAUGAUGCUUGUGAGGAAGCCACUGUUAUCCAGGUUGAUAGUGUUAACAAGCAUGGAAUACUCCUCAAAGUUGUACAAGUGCUUACGGAUAUGAACCUUGUGAUAACAAAAGCAUACAUAUCAUCUGACGGGGAUUGGUUUAUGGAUGUGUUUAAUGUGGUCGACCAAGAUGGGAAGAAAAUCAGAGAUAAGGAAGUUAUGGAUUAUAUUCAACGAAGACUUGAAAGCAAUGCGAGCUUUGCACCAUCGUUGAGAGGGUCUGUUGGGGUGAUGCCUUCUGAAGAGCAUACUGCAAUUGAGCUUACUGGUACUGACAGGCCUGGUUUAUUGUCUGAAGUAUGUGCGGUUCUCACAGACCUCCACUGCAAUGUGGUAAAUGCUGAGAUAUGGACUCAUAACACUAGGGCUGCUGCUGUAGUUCAUGUCACAGAUGAUUCCACAGGGUGUGCAAUUAAAGAUCCAAAACGACUCUCGACCAUCAGGGAAUUGCUUUGCAAUGUUCUCAAGGGAAAUGAUGAUUCGAAGACAGCAACUACGACUCUUUCACCCCCUGGGGUAACAAGUAGGGAAAGAAGAUUGCAUCAGAUAAUGUUUGCAGACAGGGACUAUGAAAGAGUUGAAAGAGCAGGAUUAGCGAGAUUUGAAGAUAAGAGUUCAAGGCCCCAUGUAACAGUGUUGAAUAUUGAGAGAGAUUACACCGUCGUUUCUAUGAGGUCAAAGGAUCGUCCCAAACUAUUGUUUGACAUUGUUUGCACUUUAACAGACAUGGAGUAUGUUGUCUUUCAUGGAAUGGUCAGCACAGGAAGAAUGGAAGCUUAUCAGGAAUUCUAUAUUCGACAUGUUGAUGGACUCCCUGUAAGCUCAGAUGCUGAGCGAGAACGUGUAGUACAGUGUCUUGAAGCUGCCAUUGAAAGGCGAGCUUCUGAGGGACUGGAGCUGGAAUUGUGCACAGAGGACCGUGUUGGACUCCUCUCAGACAUUACCAGGAUAUUCCGAGAAAACAGUUUGUGUAUUAAGAGAGCAGAAAUCUUGACAAAAGGUGGUAAAGCCAAAGAUACAUUCUAUGUCACGGACGUCACUGGUAACCCAGUCGACCCCAAGAUCAUCGAUUCAAUUUGUAGACAGAUUGGACAAACCAAGCUGCUAGUAAAACGCAACUCUAUUCUUUCCCCAAAGCCUCCCCAGGAAACAACAAUGGGAUACAUCUUUGGGAACCUCUUUAAAGCUCGAACAUUCAAGUUGAUUAGAUCCUACUCGUAAUUUCUUUGUCUAAAUUCUCAUGGGUAUAUAUCUGUGCAGAAUGAUUAGAUGUUCAAACCCACAAAAAAAAAAGGUACAGAGAGAUCAAGAAACAUUGUAAGGAGGCAUCUUCUGCCCUUUUUCCAGAGGGCUUAGUCAGUGUUCAUAUCAUUUGAUGAUAUACUUGUAAAGAAGUAGCUCAGAAACCACUAGUAUGAUGGAUGGAUGGUCCUUUGUAUAUACGUGUACAUUAUGUAAUAUGCAUUUGAUACUGUGAAUGGAUUGUACAGAAUCUGCGAGUUUGUGCAUAUAAUAGAAGAAAAUGGUGUGAAUAGAAGUUUGUGUA